AUGUCAAACGCCACCAAAUUUCGCGCCGCCAUCCUCAUCAUAUCGGAGACUGCCUCGAAAGAUCCAUCGACUGACAAAGGUAUCCCAGCCUUGCAAGAUGUUUUCACACAGCAGGGCGGCGACCAGUGGCAAGCGGAUGAGACCCGGAUUGUGCCCGACAAUGUUUUGGACAUACAACGAGCAGUCACGAGCUGGACCGACGCUGACAAUCCUGUUAACCUUAUCGUCACGAGUGGAGGCACUGGGUUUGCGCAGAAGGAUGUCACGCCUGAGGCUAUCGCACCAUUGCUGCAUAAACAUGCUGCCGGCUUGGUCCAUACAAUGCUCUCUGCAUCACUGGCCAUCACCCCGUUUGCCGCUAUGGCUCGACCUGUAGCAGGUGUUCGGAACAAUACUUUGAUACUGACGUUGCCUGGCUCUCCCAAAGGUGCCAAGGAGAAUCUCGAAGCAGUUCUGAAACUACUCCCGCACGCUUGCCAACAGGUCGGCGGGCUUGAUUCGAGGACCCUUCAUGUAGGCGGCACCAAGAAGCUCGAACAGGAUGCUGGACUAGUGUCCGGCGCUGGCUCGGGUCAUCAGCAUGGUCACAAUCACUCUCACGGCCACAGUCACGGUCACGGACAUGGUCAUGGACAUCACCACGGCCCUAAGGCGCAUACAAAGCCAGAGGAUAGACCUACGCCAAACGACCCCAACGCAGGCCCUGCCAAACGACAUCGAGAAUCACCAUACCCGAUGCUCUCGGUGGAUGAAGCUUUGAAGCAGAUUGCAGAGCACACCCCUUCACCGCACGUGGUGCGUACGAAAGUUGACGAGAAAUUGGUAGGAACCGUUCUGGCGGAAGACGUGACAGCUAAUGAGUCUGUCCCGGCCUUUAAAGCCAGCAUAGUGGACGGCUACGCCAUAACCGCAGGUAGUCAUGUCAUGAUACCAAGCACGAAGGGCAUCUUCCCAGUGACAAGUGUGUCUACAGCUCAAGCUGGACCAGAAGGGGAAGUGGAAAAGCUCCGCCUGGGCGAAGUUGCCCGGAUCACUACUGGCGCGCCACUACCACCCGGUGCAACGGCAGUCGUAAUGGUCGAAGACACUGUACUCCGUUCAAUGACAGACGACGGUCGAGAAGAAAAGGAGAUCGAGAUCCUGACUGAUGAGAUCGAAGCUGGAGAGAACGUGCGAGAGCCUGGAAGUGAUGUUCAGAAGGGUGAUGUGAUAAUGAGGAAGGGCGAAGGUAUUACCGCUGUUGGUGGAGAGUUUGGCUUGCUUGCUUCUGUCGGUACGAGGGAAGUGUCGGUGUAUCGCAAGCCUGUUGUUGGUGUACUCAGUACGGGCGAUGAGAUUGUGGAGUUUGAUCGUCCGGAUGCACUCAGACUGGGCGAGGUCCGAGACACCAAUCGACCUACACUCUUGACGGCCGUCAAGGGUUCUGGCUUUGAGGCCGUAGAUCUUCGCAUAGCGUCUGAUCAACCAGGCGCAUUGGAGCAGACUCUGCGAGACGCUAUGCGUAAGGUGGACGUCAUCAUCACUUCUGGUGGUGUUUCUAUGGGUGAACUUGACCUGCUCAAGCCCACGAUCGAGCGCUCUCUCGGCGGCACAAUACACUUCGGCCGUGUCUCCAUGAAGCCUGGCAAGCCAACAACAUUCGCAACCGUCCCGAUCAAGUCCAAUGCUGGGGACGAUCUGACGAAAGUCAUCUUCUCACUACCUGGCAAUCCAGCUUCAGCAGUGGUGACAUAUCACCUUUUCGUCCUGCCUGCUUUGCACAAGAUGUCCGGCAUAAGUCCAGCAGGACUUCCUAAAGUCAAGGUCGUACUCGACCAGGACGUCAAGCUGGAUCCGAAGAGGAGCGAAUAUCAUCGCGUCGUUGUCACUGCUCGGAGUGAUGGCCAACUGUAUGCCACCAGCACUGGCUUCCAACGCAGCUCGCGCAUCGGCAGCUUUAAGGGUGCUAACGCGCUGUUGUGCCUCCCAGCACAGGAGGGCUCUCUACGUAAGGGCGAGAAGGUGGAUGCGUUGCUAAUGGGUAAGAUCGUGAGUGACUUGCCUAACCUGUGA
Molecule: messenger RNA, 2052 nt
Organism: Fulvia fulva
Lineage: Eukaryota; Fungi; Ascomycota; Dothideomycetes; Mycosphaerellales; Mycosphaerellaceae
Product: Gephyrin
Exons: 2
Coding region: 1-2052 (683 amino acids)
Biological process (GO): molybdenum incorporation into molybdenum-molybdopterin complex; Mo-molybdopterin cofactor biosynthetic process
Cellular component (GO): cytoplasm; cytosol
Molecular function (GO): molybdopterin molybdotransferase activity
Source: RefSeq, a predicted model, not a curated record